This is a messenger RNA of Oppiella nova, 558 nucleotides long. The record is from the annotation of a GenBank genome assembly. Lineage: Eukaryota; Metazoa; Arthropoda; Arachnida; Sarcoptiformes; Oppiidae.
AUGAGAAGUUUACUCGAGAGGGAGAGUAGAAGACGAGUCGAGCGUUCAAUGACUCAAAUCAAUGAAUUGGUUGAUUGCGUCCGAGAAUCGCAAUUGACUUCAUUGCAGACCAUUCAGAGAUCAAAGCACUUCUAUUCAGUGCUUCCCAAUCCGUUUUGGAUAACAGAGAGACAUUUGGCCAACAUUUUGGUCUCUCUUGGAGUGAAUAAAUCGGCAUUAGAUAUAUACCUCAGACUCAAUCUAUGGGAUGAUGUCAUCGAUUGCUAUCAAAGGAUCGGACGAAGAGAUAAAGCAGAGGCUAUAAUACGGGAUCAGUUGAAGGACGAGGAGACACCACUUUUGUAUUGUCUUUUGGGUGACACCACAGAUAAUCUCGAAUAUUACGAAAAGGCGUUACAAUUAUCUGAAGACAAGUAUCCGAGAGCUCACAAAGCAUUAGGAAAUCAUUACUUCAAACUAAAGGAAUAUCCCGAAUGUAUCCCUCAUUUCAAGCGAUCGGUUCAAUUGAAUUCAAUGCAAACGGAUGUCUGGUUUCGAUUGGCCUUUGCGGCGAUGAUU